Molecule: messenger RNA, 3224 nt
Organism: Ornithorhynchus anatinus (platypus)
Lineage: Eukaryota; Metazoa; Chordata; Mammalia; Monotremata; Ornithorhynchidae
Gene: KANK3
Product: KN motif and ankyrin repeat domains 3
Exons: 10
Coding region: 91-2601 (836 amino acids)
Biological process (GO): negative regulation of actin filament polymerization
Cellular component (GO): cytoskeleton; cytoplasm
Molecular function (GO): protein binding
Source: RefSeq, a predicted model, not a curated record
UCUAAGUCCCAACUCAAGUGCUCCCUUUUCAGCUUCCUCAGCCGUUGAGGGUUUCCCGACCAAGCCGCCUCUCCAGCUUCCAGGGCCGCUAUGGCGCAGUUUGACCACCUGAACCCCAACCUCCCAGAUCUGGGUGGUCCCUUCCUGUAUCGGGAUCAGGACCGAGAACCGGCGGCGGGAGAGCGGAGUCCCUACUCGGUGGAGACACCCUACGGCUUCCAGCUGGACCUGGACUUCCUCAAGUACGUGGAGGACAUCGAGAGUGGCCAGUGCCUCCGCCGGGGGCCAGCUCCGGCGCGCCGCCCCCGGGGGGCCGCCCGCUCCGGGCCCGACCCCCGCAGUCCUGGUGGCCGCGCCAGCGGCUGGACGUCCACCGAGUCCCUGAGCAGCAGUGAUGACGGGCGGGUGCGGGGCGGGUGGGGCCCAGCCUCCCAGCCCCCGGGGCCCCUGCUCGGCCUCCUGCCGCCCCCGUCCCCCAAGGGGCCCGGCUGGAACCCGCGGGUGGAGAAGACGCUGUUGGAGACCAGCCGGCGGCUGGAACUGGAGCAGGAGUGGGAGUGGGAGCGAGCCGGGGGUGGGCCCCGGCCGAGCCCCCACGCCUCGGGGCUGAGCAGCCCCGCGCCGCCGGUCAGCCCCGCACAAUUGCAGCAUGUGCGUGAGCAGAUGGCCGCAGCGCUGCGCCAGCUGCGUGAGCUGGAGGGCCAGGUGCGCGCCAUUCCCGGCCUGCAGCGCCAAGUGCGCAGCCUGCGCGAGGAGAAGGCGCGCCUGCUGGCCGGCCUCGCUGCCGGCUCCCCUGGUCUGGGGCCCGCCGAGGGGGACCCCGGCCCGGCCCGGGCGAGGCCAGGCAAGCUCGGGGAGCUGCGCCGGCUGACGGAGCGCCUGGCCCAGCCCCGGCCUGGGGGAGGAGGGGGGGACGGGGUCGGGGCUGGGGCUGGGGAGUCCCUCGACGAGCCGGCCGCGCCGCUUCGCCACGAGGUAGGCGUGAGCGUGAGGCCGCCGGCGCGCGACGCAGCCACGUGGGUGACGGAACCCCUGCUGGGGCGGCCGGCGGAGGCCCAGCGGGAACUGGACCUGUUGCAGGACAGCCUGGCGCACCAGCGUGGGCUGAGCGCAUUGCUCGAAGGCCGCUUGCGGGACGCGGCACAGGAGCUGGAGGCGCUGCGGGCGGAGGGCGGUGCCCGGCUCGCCAGAUCCGACCAGGGGACCCAGGCGGAGCUGGGGGCCUGGCCCCAGGGCCCGCGCCCGGAGGCCAGGGAUGCAGCCGUGGGGCCCGAUGCACCAGCCGGCUGGGCUGAGAAGGCCACCCAGGCCGAGCUGGACCCUGCCGGGGAGCCCCCGGCGGAGCCGUGCCCGGUCCCGGAUGACCCGGCAUCCAAGGGCAGCACUGGCCGCGACUGGGUGCAGAGCGGAGAUGUCCGGAGCAGCCCCAGGCCGGCCAGCCCCCGGGUUGGUGCCCUGAAGUCCAUCAUGAAGAGGCGGGAUGGGGCUGCCACCCCUGAGCCCAACACCGGCCGCAAGAGCCUGCAGUUUGUGGGGGUCCUCAAUGGAGAGUGCGUCCCCUGGGCACCCCCUUGCCCCCAAACUCCAGGGCACGCCCUGGCUCCCUACAGAUACGAGAGCUCAUCCAGCGAAGAAGAGUCCAGCGAGGGAGAGGUGGAGGGCCCUGAGGACAGCACCUCCGGGGCAGACAGCUCCGACAGCAGGAGUGGCUCACCCCCUACUACCCUGGAGAGCUGUCUCGCCGAAGCCCAGGGCAACGAGCAGCCUCCGUCCAGCCCGGAGCCUGGCCCUCAGGAGGUCAAAGAAAAGUUCGAGUUAAGCCCCCGCAUGAGGGAUGCCUGCCUGAUGCUCAGAAAGCAGUUGAGCCAACCUGGAGGUGGCCGGAGCCGGGAGGGAGGGCCAGGAGGCUGCAGCCUGGUGCAGCAAGAAUGGUUCCGGGUGUCCAGUCAGAAGAACUCACUGCCUGGGCCGGUGGCCGAUCAUCUGAUGGCGCUGGCCGAGCUCUCCCCAGCCCUACUGGCCCACGUGGUCAACCUGGCGGAUGGCAACGGCAACACCGCCCUCCACUACAGUGUCUCUCAUUCCAACUUCCACAUUGUCCGCUUGCUGCUGGACACGGGGGUCUGUAAUGUCGAUCACCAGAACAAAGCUGGCUACACAGCACUCAUGCUGGCUGCUCUGGCCUCUGUGGAACAGGAGGAAGACAUGGAUGUGGUCAGAAGGCUUUUCAGCCUUGGUAAUGUCAAUGAAAAGGCCAGCCAGGCUGGGCAGACGGCCCUGAUGCUGGCAGUGAGUCAUGGGCGACAGGAGAUGGUUACAGCUCUGCUGGACAGUGGGGCAGAUGUGAACUUGCAGGACGAAGAGGGUUCCACAGCCCUGAUGUGUGCCAGUGAACACGGGCGGGUGGAGACCGUGCGCUUGCUCUUGGCCCAGCCAGGUUGCGACCCUGCCAUCCUGGAUAAAGAUGGCAACAGUGCCCUGACUAGUGCUCUGAGUGCUGAGCAGAAGGAGAUUGCAAUGCUGCUGUAUUCCCACAUCAACGAGGCUAAAGCUAUGCCAGAGCAGGUACCACCAGCAGCUGGUGGUGACAGCAGCAGUUAAAGGUCCUUUCCUCCCUGCUCAAGCUAUAGGAUUUCUACACUGGCCCUAUCCUGUGAUGGAAAUGCUUCUAUGCCAACGCCCCCAGGCCCUUCCCCCACUACAUUAGUCUCCUGCUGCUCAAUGACCUGGUGCAGCAGAGAGGCCACUCUGUUGCCCCUAGUCAACCCCAUCCUGACCAAGUGGGGUCAGGACUGGGGAAGCUGUGAAGCUGUAAUGUGAAUAUCUCUUCUGGAAACUUGCUUCAAGUUAGCCCCACCCCUCAAGGUGAAUGCCAACAUAGGAGGCUGGGCCCCACUCCAAGAAUGGUUGCAGGCCCUGGACCCAGAGGGGAACUAGAAGCCUGCAAGAAAGCUCUGCUCAGUGGUGUGAAAUGAAAGGGGAGGGGUAGCCUGCCAGGAAGCAGAUCAGGGCUACCCUAUGCUACUUCUCUGCCUUAAGGAAUCAGGCACAGAGCUGGAGAGACCUUAGAUGUGGAAAAGCAGUGGAGGGCAGAUGUCAGUUUCUUGGACUGCUGGCUCCCACCUCCUAUACAGAUCACUGCAAUGCCCCCUUGCCCUGUUCUUGCCUGAGGCCCACCAUUAAGAUAUCCCAUCCCAAUAAAGUGCUAGGCAUCUGGAGUGUCA